ACGUUAACACCGGAAGUGAGACGUUUGUUUCUGGUGUUUUCAGAAAACGCGAUAGCGUGUGGCAUAUUCAUUGAUAGAAAAGGCGCUGUUAUUCUGUUCAGCUUUUCUGCUCCCCUGUUUGUCGCUGUUAGGAAACAUACUUCGUUUUGAAACGAGACUUUUGUCUUAGUAUUCAAGCUGGCGAAGGAAACUGCUACCCAUAACUUAAAAUGUCACAGGCCACUAAACGCAAACAUGUUGUGAAGGAAGUUCUGGGAGACUUCAUCACUCCCACGGAGAACCAGCAGAUUGUGAAGGUGACUGGUAGCCGCGGUAACAACCUCCACGAAACGGUCACGGCUCAGGGCGAGACGUUCCUGGUUAGCAUGCCCACCAAGUUCCGCAAGAACAUCUGGAUCAAGAGAGGUGAUUAUGUCCUCGUGGAUCCUAUUGAAGAAGGGGAGAAGGUGAAGGCAGAGAUCAGCUUCAUUCUCUACAAAGAUCACAUUCAGUACCUGCAGAAACAGCAACUCUGGCCCGAGGGUUUUAUGGAGGAGCAGUCAUCGCAGGACAAGACGAGCAGCAAGAAAGAGGAGGUGGAAGGGAGAGAUGAUGAAGAGGAAGGAAGCGACUCCGAUGACGACGACAGUGACCUCUUUGUGAACACAAACCGCUGUAACUACCAGUACAGUGAGAGUGAAGAUGAGGACGACACUGAGGAGGAAGAAGACGAGGAGGAGGAGAAAAGGACAGAAAAUGGAUCAUAGCAGCUUGUGAGCUGGGAAGAUCCAGUGACUCUCCGACUGAUCUUGACUCCACGAUGAUUUCAAAUGUUUGUUCUUGUGCAACGGCUCCCUCUGCAGGCCAGCUGUGAGAGAACAGCCGAGGGCUGGAGUGGCUGGGCUCCUUCAGUGAACCUAAUUGUUGCUGUUUCUACCAAAACCAAUCUAAAACGUUCCAGUGAAACUUAAAUACGGCUA
Molecule: messenger RNA, 959 nt
Organism: Gambusia affinis (western mosquitofish)
Lineage: Eukaryota; Metazoa; Chordata; Actinopteri; Cyprinodontiformes; Poeciliidae
Gene: eif1ad
Product: eukaryotic translation initiation factor 1A domain containing
Exons: 5
Coding region: 210-746 (178 amino acids)
Biological process (GO): translational initiation
Cellular component (GO): nucleus
Molecular function (GO): RNA binding; translation initiation factor activity
Source: RefSeq, a predicted model, not a curated record